Messenger RNA from Chrysochloris asiatica (Cape golden mole), 3204 nucleotides. Its product is annotated as guanylate cyclase 2G-like. The transcript is spliced from 21 exons. The coding region runs from base 1 to 3204 and encodes 1067 amino acids. Lineage: Eukaryota; Metazoa; Chordata; Mammalia; Afrosoricida; Chrysochloridae. Gene Ontology annotation, biological process: protein phosphorylation; intracellular signal transduction; cGMP biosynthetic process. Gene Ontology annotation, molecular function: ATP binding; guanylate cyclase activity; protein kinase activity. The record is from RefSeq and is a predicted model, not a curated record. Gene Ontology annotation, cellular component: membrane.
AUGCUCUUUGCCGGUGUGCUGAUGACUUGGCUCGAGGCUGCUAAACUCACUGUGGGUUUCCAGGCCCCCUGGAACAUAUCCCAUCCAUUCAGUGUGCAGAGACUGGGCGCAGGCCUCCAGAUAGCCAUUGACAAAGUUAACUCUGAACUGGCGCAGCUGGAAAAUCUGAGUUUGGAGUUCACUUACACCAAGUCAGGCUGCAGCGUCAAAGAGUCCCUUACCAUUUUCAUCAACCAGGUCCAGAGAGAACACAUUUCUGCUCUAUUUGGACCACCAUGCCCAGAAGCAGCUGAGGUUGUUGGUUUGCUGGCCUCAGAGUGGAACAUCCCCAUGUUUGACUUUGUUGGACAAACGGCAAAACUGGAGAAUCACUUUGUGUACGACACUUGUGUGAAACUGACACCACCCAUGCAUGAAAUUGGCGAUGUCCUCCAGAAAACUCUCCAGCACAUGGGCUGGAAACAUAUUGGGAUAUUUGGCGGCCACUCCAGGGCGUCCUCCUGGGAUGGAGUGGAUGAAUUGUGGAGGGUUGUUGAAAAUAAACUCAAAUCCCACGUCACCAUCACUGCCCAUGUGAGAUACACCAGCAAUGAUCCAGCCUUCCUGCAAGAGAAUCUUAGAACCAUGUCAUCAGUUGCCAGAGUUAUCAUCUUGAUCUGCAGCUCAGAGGAUGCACACAUGAUUCUGCUCGGUGCAGAGAACCUGGGACUCAACACAGGAGAAUUUGUCUUCAUCAUUUUGCACUUCCUUGAGGACAGCUUUUGGAAGGAGGUACUGGCAAAUCAGAAGGUGACACACUUUCCCAAAGUCUAUGAAUCCGUGUUUCUCAUCGCUCUCAGCCCCUACAGAGAAGACGAGGGAUUCCGGAAACAAGUCUACCAAAGGCUGAGGAGGCCUCCGUUCAACAGCUCGAUUUCCUCAGAGGAGCAGGUGAGCCCUUACUCUUCCUACCUUCACGAUGCAGCCCUGCUGUAUGCUCAGAUGGUGGAGGAGAUGAAAAAAGCUGGGAGAGAUUUCCUGGAUGGGCGGCAGCUGGUCUGCACUCUGAAGGAUUCCAACCGGACUGCACUACAGGGAAUUACAGGCGCUGUGACUGUGGACUCCCAGGGAGAAAGGCACAUGGACUUCUUGGUCUACGUCCUAGGGAAAUCUGGAAAUGGGUCUACCUUUUUUCCCUUUCUUCAAUAUGACAGCUAUCAGAAAGUAAUCAGACCGGUGAGGAAUUUCUUCAAUAUUACUUCGUCCCAUGGCUCCCUUCCUGGAGGAAGACCAGCCUGUGGAUUUUACAAUGAGCUGUGUGAUGGUGAGCCUACUUUUACAGGUAAGUGUGACAGAACAACUGCCAUGAUUCUCAAGCUGAUGAUCCUGUUGGUUGUCUUGGGAGCUGCCAGCCUAGGUCUGAUUUUAAGGAUGCAGAGGGGAAAAUGGCAGAGACAACUUAAAGACAUUUGGUGGCAAAUAAAUUAUGAUGACAUUACCAUUCUGCCCCAGAACAAGCCAUCCCAGAGAGGCACACCUGCUUCAAGAGGAAACCUCAGUAGUACAUCCAGUGUGAUGAUUUCUGGAGACCUUGGCUCCUUUGUCAAGAGUCAGCAGGGGGAAGAACUCUUCUAUGCCCCAGUAGGACUUUACCAGGGAAACCAUGUAGCCAUUCGCUAUGUCAGUGAGCAAGCUGAAGCCUGGAUUAAGAAGCCAGCUGUACUUCAGGAAAUCCGACUGAUGUGUGACUUGAGACACGACAACAUCGUUCCUUUCUUUGGUGUUUGCAUGGAACCACCUAACAUAUGCAUUGUCACCCAGUAUUGCAAAAAAGGAAGUUUGAAGGAUGUUUUGGGAAACUCAGGUAUUGAAAUGGAUUGGAUAUUCAAGCUGUCAUUUGCAUAUGACAUAGCCAAUGGAAUGCUGUUUUUACACAGCAGCACACUGCGGUCCCACGGUCACCUGAAGCCAUCCACCUGCCUGGUGGACGGGCGCCUGCAGGUGAAGUUGUCAGGAUUUGGACUGUGGACGCUCAAGUAUGGACGAACAGAUCAGAACUACAACGAGAGAAGGACGGCCUAUUCCGAGCUCUACUGGACAGCUCCUGAGCUGCUGCGGCUCCCAGAGGCACCUUGUGCAGGUACACCAAAGGGUGACGUUUACAGCUUCGCCAUUCUGAUGAGGCAGCUGAUCUACCACCAGGACUGUGGACCCUUCGACGACGUCAAUGCACAACCCAGUGAAAUCAUCAACCGAAUCCAAAACCCUAUGGCAGCUGAACCACUGAGGCCUUCCCUGUCAGAGGAGAAGGACAAUGAAAAUAUCUUGGCCAUGGUGAGGGCAUGCUGGGAUGAAUCUCCUGAGAAGAGACCCACUUUCUUGUGCAUCAAGAAAGUUUUACGAGAAGCCAGUCCCAAAGGCCAUGUGAACAUAUUAGACAGUAUGGUGAACAAGUUGGAAGUGUACGCCAAUCACCUGGAGGAGGUGGUGGAAGAGAGGACCAACCAGCUGACUGAAGAGAAGAGGAAGGUGGAAAAACUUCUGGCUAAAAUGCUGCCCAGCUUCAUUGGAGAACAGCUAAUAGCUGGGAGAUCUGUGGAACCAGAACACUUCGACUCUGUGACCAUCUUUUUCUCGGACAUUGUUGGAUUCACAAAACUGUGUUCUCUUAGUUCCCCUUUGCAAGUUGUAAAGCUCCUCAAUGACUUGUACAGCUUAUUUGAUAAUAUUAUUAAAACCUAUGACGUGUAUAAGGUGGAAACAAUCGGAGAUGCAUACAUGGUGGCUAGCGGACUUCCAAUCCGCAAUGGACUCCAGCAUGCUGAUGCAAUUGCCACAAUGUCCCUGCAUCUUCUCAGUGCCACCAUCCACUUCCAGAUAGGGCACAUGCCUGAGGAGAAGCUCAAGCUCCGGAUUGGUCUCCACACAGGUCCUGUUGUGGCGGGCGUGGUAGGAGUCACUAUGCCCAGAUACUGCCUGUUUGGAGACACCGUGAACAUGGCAUCCAGAAUGGAAAGCAGCAGUCUGCCUCUCCGGAUACAUGUUUCUCAGAGCACUGCAAGUACCCUGCUGGCAUUGGGGGGAUUCGAUCUGCAAAAGAGAGGAACCAUUGAAGUCAAGGGCAAAGGAGAACAAACAACUUACUGGUUGAAAGGUAAAGAAGGUCUCAGUGUUCUGCUCCCAGAACUUACUGAGGAAGAAACAAAAAUCCCUGAGAUCAUUUGA